Hymenoscyphus albidus is the source of this 1038-nucleotide messenger RNA. Lineage: Eukaryota; Fungi; Ascomycota; Leotiomycetes; Helotiales; Helotiaceae. The record is from the annotation of a GenBank genome assembly.
AUGGACUCCUCGAAAGUCCUGUCGUUGGUCGACCAACUCGACGACGACAUUGAUGAUCUGGAAGAAGCCUUAGGGCCAUUGAUCAAGACUGCGCUCUCAGAAACCACCUCAAAACUGCCUCUACUUGACAAAGCAAAGCUCUAUGUCCUCGUCACCUAUGCGAUUGAGUCUAUUUUGUUCUGUGAGAUCUACCAAGAGGCAUUUGCGAUUCCAGUUUUCUAAUUCAUGUACAGCUUACCUGCGGGUAAAUGGCGUUAAUGCGCGAGAGCAUCCUGUCUUCAAGGAACUCACCAGAGUCAAGCAAUACUUUGACAAGAUCAAAAAUACCGGUCCACCUGCACCGAGAACGCAUACCCUCGAUAAAGCUGCUGCGGCAAGGUUCAUUAAUCCAGGUCUCGUAUGUUAAAUUCGUGGGUCCUCUUGAUCGUUACUAAUACUGACAUAGGCUGCCGCUGAAAGAGAGGCUCUGAAGCAAGCGGAAGCUAUGGCUAAGCAACGGGCACGCGCACAUAUCAAGUUCGAAGAGCUAAACAAGGAAAUUGCAGAAAGAGAAAAUUCGAAGAAGCGAAAGGGUGAUACUUCUGAUGAAGUUGAGGGAGACGACGAUUCAUCUUCUGAGGAAUCAUCCGAGGAGGUUGCAGCUACCAAAGAAACGCCCGUUGUAGCCAAGCCAUCAAAGGCUGCCAGAAAGAAGCGCAAGGUCAAUUCAAAGUCGCCUUCGAGCGGGUUGACAUCUGGCGCAUCAAGUUCAGCGGAGAAGAAAGGAAAGGGCAAGAAGAAAAACAAGAAGCCAAAAAAGGGAAAGGGAAAAGCAGCAUAAAGAUCAGUAGUAAGGUAUGAUUUGGGUCUAAUAAAUCGUUGAGGCCAAGCAGCGAGGAGCAUAAAAAGUUCGUAUUUGCAUAGCGUUGGCGUUUGGAAUCUGGGGCAUACCCACGUACGAGAUGUUCGAUACAAGAGUAAGCUUUUGAAAGAUUGCAGUUUGUUCUUUAAAUCAGCUACAGUAGUCUCAAAUCAAAUUACAAAAGAUGGUAGAAAUCA